AGGAAAAAUAUGGUAAAUGCGAAGUCACCGAUAAAGUAUUACUUGCACUGGCCUUCGCGUUCUUCCUCGCCUGCGUGUUUUACAUUUCACAAAAGAGACUGUUCUGAAAGCCUUUUGUAUGUGAUAUUAAUGAAAUGGACUGAUCAUUUACGGUGAUAUCGCGACUGUAACAUAUUGCGCAGGAAUUCUCACGAUAAAUGACAUAGAGAAUGUAUGUACUAUUUAAGAGGAGAAAUCGGGUUGCGCUCGAAAAUGAACCUGGAAUCAGACAAUCCGUUACUAACAGCGAUUACUGCUUACCCAAAUAUCCAAGAGAGCUGAUCGACCAUGCCGUUCACGAUCGAUGCUGUGGCAUCCAGAAGAUCGCUGAAGCUGACGAAACUGUCGCCGUCCUUAUCGAAACUGUGGAAGACGAUUUGCAUGUAUCUGGUUGGGUCGUCCAAUGGGAACAGUUUUUGGCGUAUGCGGGUUUCAAAUCGCCAGGCGUCACACUGUUUGCGCAAUAUCUCCGCCGGCGGACCGUAUCGUCGUCAGUCCCGAAAGGACGGGAAUCUUAGCUGAAAAUAUUUGAGCGAACGUUAAUUCAGAACGCGAUGUCGUGAACUUCUCGCGAAGAAAUGAGAAAGAGAUCUUUCCUUCUAAGUAUUCUCUUGACGCGUGAAAAAUUGGUCGCAAGUUUUGAUACUUUUUUUGUAAUCUUUUCUCGUAAAUUCUUGUAGUAUGUAACGAUUACCGUGCGCGUGUUAGCUCGUUUCAUGUAGUGAAAAGUAAAAAUAAGAAUUCUGAAUA
Harpegnathos saltator (Jerdon's jumping ant) is the source of this 789-nucleotide messenger RNA. RefSeq lists its product as uncharacterized. The record is from RefSeq and is a predicted model, not a curated record. Bases 210 to 557 code for a protein of 115 amino acids. Lineage: Eukaryota; Metazoa; Arthropoda; Insecta; Hymenoptera; Formicidae. The transcript is spliced from 2 exons.